CUGGUGCUGAUCAACAAGCGGCAGUUACCGCCAACAAAAGGCAAGAGGAGUAGCACAUCUAACAAUGUCGCGGUUGCUUUUGCCAAAUCGUCUUUGUGCCAGAUGUUCCCCACUGACAGCGCGCGGGUCUCCUCUGUCGACACCGCGAGCCGCAGCGCGAGACAAGCAUCGGCUGUCAGAUGUUUUUAUUCAACAGCAAAGACGAUGCGUCGGAGGGUCAAGCACAGCCUAUUUUAAGUACAAGUCAAAGUCCAGGAUUUGGAUAUGUGGAGUUGGUGUGGGGUUUGCAAUAGCUGUCGGACUGAAAUAUCGCGCGGACACCGCCGACAGCUCGUUCGACGACAGAGUGAGAGAAGAACCGAGUACUGAUCGAUACAGCUAUGCCGUCAAAGUUAGCAGAGACCUUCUGGAGCGGAUAAAGGCUGAGGUCGGGGCUCCAGGGAUGCUGGUUGGAGUAUCUGUGGAUGGUGCUCAAGUCUGGAGUGAAGGGAUCGGUUAUGCUGAUUUGGAGAACCGUGUGCCAUGCAGCCCCGAAACAGUGAUGCGAAUUGCCAGCAUUAGUAAGCCCCUCACAUCUGCAGCCGCUGCACGGCUGUGUGAGGAGGGGAAACUCGAUCUUGACGUCCCUGUUCAGAAAUACGUCCCAGAAUUUCCCCAGAAACAAUUUAAUGGACAGGAUGUCACAAUAACCCCCCGUAUGAUUCUGUCCCAUCUGAGUGGGAUACGGCAUUAUGAGAAGGAUGCAAAGAAAGUGAGGGAGGACAAGGAGAAAGCGAAGCGUCUUUUAAAGCCGGAAAAAAAAGAGGAUGAAAAGAGCUCAUCUGAAAACAAAGAUAAACCUGCAACAGAACAGAACAGUAAAGGCAAAGAAGCUGCUCAGGCUCCAAAGAAAAAGGAGUUUGAGCACGAGGAGUACUACUUGAAAGACAACUUUGAAAGUGUCACUAAGGCUUUGGACCUUUUCAAGGACGACCCACUCAUUUUCAAACCUGGUACCACUUUUCUGUACUCCACCCACGCCUUUACUCUGCUCAGUGCUGCUGUAGAGCGAGCUGCAGGACAGCCCUUCCUGGAUGUCAUGACUAACAUGUUUCGGGAGCUGGGAAUGCUCAAUACCGUGCCUGAUGAGAACGACCCUAUUAUUUACCACCGCUCCAGAUUUUAUCAUCUCAACAAGAAAGGACGUGUUGUGAACUGCCCGUACGUCGACAACUCCUACAAGUGGGCAGGUGGCGGCUUCCUUUCCACCGUGGGUGACCUGCUGCUGUUCGGUAAUGCUCUGCUCUACAGCUACCAGGUGGCUCACCUAAAAGACACCAAGGGCUUGCUCCCCGGCUUCCUCAAACCCCACACCGCCAUAGAGCUGUGGGCACCAGUAGACAGGACAGAGGCCAGCUGGGAUAAGGAUGGACUGUACGCGCAGGGCUGGCUGGUGGUGGAGAAACUACAGAAAUAUGGCCAGUGCAGGAAGCGCAGGCACUACGUAUCACACACAGGAGGCGCUGUGGGAGCCAGCAGCGUCCUCCUGGUGUUACCCAGUGAGGAGAUAGAUGAGUGCCGAGGACAGACCCCGCUCCUCCCACAGGGUGUGGUGGUCAGCAUCAUUACUAACAUGCAGUCUGUGGGACUCAACAGCACAGCCCUGAAAAUUGCGCGUGAGUUUGACAAAGCCAGAAGCUUGUAAGAGUAAGUUGUUUACAGAUAUGUGUGGCUAUUAUUUUACUGAAAAGUAUUUCAGAUAAACCGUAGAAAUUUUGAUAAUGCUUUUAAAUAAUUUUAUGAAAUCUUAAACGUAUUUUCUAUACAUUUAAGAUGAAUUUUAAACAUAAACUCUGCUUCAUUUCCAUCACAGCACUUGGCAGGGAAGCCACACUGCCACUAGGUGGAAGCAGUUUACUACAUUUCUACCACAAAAAGAAGGCCACAGAUUUUUGGUGUCAAUUUGCUGUCUUCAGAGCCUCAUGCACUUCUACCUCCUUAAAGCUAACACAACAGCAUCAAUAUAAUAUAUUUCUGCAUCUGGUAGAGAUGGAAACAUUUCAUACACAAGAGAAAGAUGUUUGUUGCUUUUUAAAGCAGCAUUGUACAACUCCAAAGUCUACGUCACACGUAAUGACUUUUAGGGCCCACCCGAAACAGAUAUUUCCUUGUUGUGACAUGACACGACAUGACAUGUAUGCUGUGCAGAUUGCAAAGCCCCUUGAGGCGAUUUGUGAUAUUUGGCAAUACAAAUAAAACCGGCUUCACUCGACACACUUGUGUGUCAGUUAA
This is a messenger RNA of Plectropomus leopardus (leopard coralgrouper), 2271 nucleotides long. It is a transcript of the gene lactb, whose product is annotated as lactamase, beta. The record is from RefSeq and is a predicted model, not a curated record. Gene Ontology annotation, molecular function: peptidase activity. NCBI's taxonomy places the organism in Eukaryota, Metazoa, Chordata, Actinopteri, Perciformes, Serranidae. Gene Ontology annotation, biological process: regulation of lipid metabolic process; proteolysis. Gene Ontology annotation, cellular component: mitochondrion.